AUGGCGGCGCUGCCUCUCCUCGCUGCUGGAGCCGCCGGCCUGGUGCUGUCUCCGCCGCUGAUGCACCCGUCGCCGCCGCGCGGCGUGAUCGCGGCGCGCGGCGGGCCGGCGCUGGCGCUCGCAGAGCCGGCGAGCUCGCAGAACCCGGGUCGGCCGCUCACUGUGGCGAUCGCGGGCGGCGGCGUGGGUGGGCUGACGACGGCGCUGGCGAUGCUCAAGGCGGGCUUCGAUGUGACCGUCUACGAGAAGACGGGCCAGUUCGCCCGCUUCGGCGGCCCCAUCCAGUUUGCCUCCAACGCGCUCUCGGCGCUCAAGGCGAUUGACGAGCGGCUGUUUGAGCGGGUGAUCGCCGACUUCACCUUCACGGGCACGCGGCGGUGUGGCAUCAAGGACGGGCUGCGCGCCGAUGGCAGCUUCCGGAUGACGCCCGUCGCCGACCCGCGCUUCCUCUUCGACCCCUCCACGCCGGCCGACUGGUACCUCGAGUUUCCGCUCAAGGCGUGCGCCGACUUCUUCGACCUGCCGUACACGGGGGUGAUCGACCGGCCGGACCUGCAGGACAUCCUGCUGGACGAGUGCCGCGCCAUCAAGCCGGACUUCAUCGUCAACGGGGCCCCCGUCGCCAGCUACACCCAGACGGAGGCCGGAGUGGUGGCGACACUCUCCGACGGAAG
Emiliania huxleyi CCMP1516 is the source of this 674-nucleotide messenger RNA. RefSeq lists its product as hypothetical. NCBI's taxonomy places the organism in Eukaryota, Haptophyta, Isochrysidales, Noelaerhabdaceae. The annotation marks the transcript as partial. The transcript has a single exon. The record is from RefSeq and is a predicted model, not a curated record.